This is a messenger RNA of Drosophila eugracilis, 865 nucleotides long. RefSeq names its product probable U3 small nucleolar RNA-associated protein 11. NCBI's taxonomy places the organism in Eukaryota, Metazoa, Arthropoda, Insecta, Diptera, Drosophilidae. The record is from RefSeq and is a predicted model, not a curated record. Gene Ontology annotation, cellular component: small-subunit processome; nucleolus. Bases 112 to 804 code for a protein of 230 amino acids. Gene Ontology annotation, biological process: rRNA processing. The transcript has 2 exons.
AUGUGUGAUAAUCGCUUAAGAACCAUCUCCAAUUCAAAUUGACGCGCACGUUUUUUUGAGUUCUUAAAAACCUAAGAAAACAAACAAAUUUGUAAGAAAUAGUACAUUAAGAUGUCAUCGUGGAAGAAGGCAUCAAAAAGUAACCAGAAGGUGCACCGGGAGCGGCACCAGCCGGAGUCGCGGCAGCACUUGGGAUUUCUGGAGAAGAAGAAGGACUACAAGAAGCGUGCCAUCGAUGCCCAAAAGAAACAAAAGACGCUAAAGUUAUUAUAUCGUCGUGCACAAAAUAAAAAUCCUGAUGAGUUUUACCACCACAUGAUCAACUCCAAGUUGUCCAACGACGAGCAUCGCGAGAAUGAUAAGAAGGAUGAGCACACACCUGAGCAGCUGGCUCUAAUGGAAACGCAAGACCUUAAGUAUGUGGUCAUGAAGCGCACAAUUGAACGCAAGAAAAUCGACCGUCUGAAGGUCACGAUGGUGGAUGUGGAUGGGACUGCAGGAGCCAGCAAUCAGCGGUUCACCUUCGACGAAGAGGGUCGAAGGCUGGCGGCCCCGCUGGGUGAACGACUGCAAGAAGCGGAGGAAAAGCCGCAAACACCCUUACCUCCAAACUCCGCCAAGCAGCAGCGCAAAAACGAGCUGAAGAAACGAGAACAGCGCGAAAAGGAGCUCGGCAUCGUUCAGCAGAAGAUUCAGCUGAAGAAUGUACUCAAACAGCCGCGUCUUCUCAAGCCGAAGAAAAUUAAACCCGGAACCAAGGAUAGUGCGCCAGUUUACAAAUUCCGUUACGAGCGGAAGAAAUAAGACUAUUUCGCUUUUUUAAGAUCUUUAAUAUAGUAAAGCCAUUAAGAAUUACCUUGAACCU